GUCAGGUGACGAGAGUUGAGAGUCAGAGCUAUCAUGGAGGACGACUGCAAGCCUCUGCUGAACUCAGAGCAGCCUGUAGAGAGCUACUCACACAGAGGCUCCACAGACUCACUGGACUUCAAGGCUAAAAGAUUUUUGUGUGUUGAUCAAACACCUGUGGAGAUGUGAGACGUUCACCAUGGCAGCAUCAAUGACAAUGGGAGUAUGUCUCAGUGCAGACGAAAGAACAAACAUUGUGGAAGUCAAGCUUACUUCACGCUGAGAGCCCAAGCCCACUGUCCUCCACUGCCCAGUAUUUUAUGUGCUGGAACCAGGAUGGAUCAGAUUUUGGGACAUAGAGGAUUGCUCUGUCUGAAUGGGACUAGCCUUACCCACCAGGUGCUGGAUCGAACUGACCUACCAUCUGAAUCCUGUUUUCUGUGUGGAUGGUGCGGAUGAGUCCUGCAGUUCCAAACUUGAUUUUGAUGAACAACAGCCUUUUCACGUAGAGCCAAAAAACAUCGUAGAAGAUGACCCGCAGGAGAGAGUCUCUGCGGAGGCUGCCAUCCUCAACAGCAGAGUCCAUUACUACAGCAGAUUGACAGGCUCAUCUGACAGGCUGCUAAGUCCUCCAAAUCAUGUUAUCCCCUGCCCAGGGGAGAUCUACAUCUACAGCCCACUGGGUACAGCUUUCAAGGUGACAGGCAGUGACCAGUCCUCCAAAAACCCCAGUAUCAUCACCAUUUUUGCCAUAUGGAACACAAUGAUGGGCACAUCCAUACUCAGCAUACCUUGGGGUAUAAAGCAGGCUGGUUUCACUCUGGGGAUCCUCAUCCUCAUCUUCACAGGCCUGCUGAUGCUCUACUGUUGUUACGUUGUCCUCAAAUCACCAAAGGCAAUACCCUAUGUGGAUACAUCCGACUGGGAAUUCCCUGAUGUUUGUAGGUACUACUUCGGCAAGUUUGGCCAGUGGUCCAGCUUGUUCUUCUCGAUGGUGUCACUUAUUGGAGCCAUGGUGGUUUACUGGGUCCUUAUGUCCAAUUUCCUCUUCAACACAGGACAGUUUAUCCACAACUAUGCAUACAAUGUCAACAUGUCAGAUUCGGAGUUUGGAACCAAUGGCUCUGAUAGAGUCAUCUGUCCAUACCCAAACACUGACCCCGGAGGCAACUUCACCAUCAGCACACAUUACCUCGAUAACAGUGGAAAUGAUACUUCUGAUGUCGGCUCUUUUGAACGCUGGUGGAGCAAAACUAACACCAUCCCCUUCUACCUGAUCAUCCUGCUGCUGCCACUGCUCUGCUUUCAUUCAGCCUCCUUCUUCGCAAGGUUCACCUUCCUCGGCACCAUAUCAGUGGUCUACCUGAUUGCACUGGUCACUGUUAAAGCUGUCCACCUUGGGUUCCAUCUAGAGUUCCACUGGUUUGACACAACCCAGGUCUAUGUUCCAGGUAAACUUCCUGCAGAUUUGAAUGCAUCCCUAUGUAUCUCUCCACAGCAGAACACCAUUAACAUCUGUGAGGUGUAUAAGUCCAAUUUAGACAGUGCCACUGAUAAAUAUGCUGAACUGCUUUAUGACAGUAGUUUUGUGGUAAAAUGGUAAAU
Morone saxatilis (striped sea-bass) is the source of this 1584-nucleotide messenger RNA. Its product is annotated as sodium-coupled neutral amino acid transporter 9-like. The transcript is spliced from 10 exons. Gene Ontology annotation, biological process: amino acid transmembrane transport. The record is from RefSeq and is a predicted model, not a curated record. Gene Ontology annotation, molecular function: amino acid transmembrane transporter activity. Bases 356 to 1582 code for a protein of 408 amino acids. Lineage: Eukaryota; Metazoa; Chordata; Actinopteri; Moronidae.